GGCUCCGCCCCCCUGGAAGCGGCUCGGGUUCUGAUUGGGUAAGAUCGUACCACGUGACCAGGGGCGUCAGGACAUGGACGACUCGGAACCCGAUCGGAAGAGGCUCCGCGAGGAGGAGGAUGUCCAGCGGCAGCCAUCGGGGGACCCGUCUGAGGAUGAAGACUACGUCCCCUAUGUCCCGGUCAAGCAGAGGAAGCAGCAAAUGCUGCAGAAGCUGCUGCAGAUGCGUCGGAAAGGGACGGCCGAGGAGGAGCAGAAAGACAGCGGCAGCGAGCACCGAGGGGAUGAGGAUGACAUCCCGCUGGGCCCCCAGUCCAACGUGAGCCUCCUGGACCAGCACCAGCACCUGAAGGAGAAGGCGGAAGCUCGGAAGGAGUCUGCAAAGGAGAAACAGCUUAAGGAGGAAGAGAAGAUUCUGGAGAGUGUGGCCGAAGGGCGAGCGCUGAUGUCCGUCAAGGAAAUGGCAAAGGGAAUCACUUAUGAUGACCCCAUCAAAACCAGCUGGAAACCCCCUCGCUCCGUCCUGAGCAUGUCCGAAGCCCGCCACGACCGGGUGCGCAAGAAGUACCACAUCCUGGUGGAGGGGGAGGGUAUCCCACCGCCCAUCAAGAGCUUCCGGGAGAUGAAGUUUCCCGCAGCUGUCCUGAGAGGCCUGAAGAAGAAGGGCAUCCAUCACCCCACCCCAAUCCAGAUCCAAGGCAUCCCCACCAUCCUCUCCGGCCGGGACAUGAUCGGCAUCGCCUUCACCGGCUCCGGCAAGACGCUGGUGUUCACCCUGCCCGUCAUCAUGUUCUGCCUGGAGCAGGAGAAGAGGCUGCCGUUCUCCAAGCGGGAGGGGCCCUACGGACUCAUCAUCUGCCCCUCGCGGGAGCUGGCACGCCAGACCCAUGGCAUCCUGGAGUACUACUGCCGCCUGCUGCAGGAGGAGAACUCCCCGCCCCUGCGAUGUGCCCUCUGUAUCGGGGGGAUGUCGGUCAAGGAGCAGAUGGAGACCAUCCGGCACGGCGUGCACAUGAUGGUGGCCACCCCGGGCCGGCUCAUGGACCUGCUGCAGAAGAAGAUGGUCAGCCUGGACAUCUGCCGCUACCUGGCUCUGGACGAAGCCGACCGGAUGAUCGACAUGGGGUUCGAGGGCGACAUCCGUACCAUCUUCUCCUACUUCAAGGGCCAGCGACAGACCCUCCUGUUCAGUGCCACGAUGCCCAAGAAGAUCCAGAACUUCGCCAAGAGCGCCCUGGUGAAACCCGUCACCAUCAACGUGGGCCGGGCAGGGGCCGCCAGCUUGGAUGUCAUCCAGGAAGUGGAGUAUGUGAAGGAGGAGGCCAAGAUGGUGUACCUGCUGGAGUGCCUACAGAAGACACCCCCGCCUGUGCUGAUCUUUGCGGAGAAGAAGGCCGAUGUGGACGCCAUCCACGAGUACCUGCUGCUCAAGGGAGUGGAGGCUGUGGCCAUCCAUGGGGGCAAAGACCAGGAGGAGCGCACCAAGGCCAUCGAGGCGUUCCGGGAUGGCAAGAAGGACGUGCUGGUGGCCACUGACGUGGCAUCCAAAGGCCUGGACUUCCCAGCCAUCCAGCACGUCAUCAACUACGACAUGCCCGAGGAGAUCGAGAACUAUGUUCACCGGAUCGGCCGUACCGGGCGCUCGGGGAACACCGGCAUCGCCACCACCUUCAUCAACAAGGCCUGCGAUGAGUCGGUGCUAAUGGACCUGAAAGCUCUCCUGCUGGAGGCCAAGCAGAAGGUACCCCCCGUCCUCCAGGUGCUGCACUGUGGCGACGAGUCCAUGCUGGACAUCGGAGGAGAGCGAGGCUGUGCCUUCUGCGGAGGCCUGGGCCACCGCAUCACCGACUGCCCCAAGCUGGAGGCCAUGCAGACCAAGCAGGUCAGCAAUAUUGGCCGCAAGGACUACUUGGCCCACAGCUCCAUGGACUUCUGAGCCCCCGAGAGCUGGCGCCGAGGCCUCGGGGACCCCGCCCCGGGCCGGUGCCCAUGCCACAGCCGAGAACUCCGCUUGUUCCUGCCCACCCCAGCCCCCUCCCUGUCCAUUAAAGAGGAGGAGUGGCUGGCA
Ornithorhynchus anatinus (platypus) is the source of this 2068-nucleotide messenger RNA. It is a transcript of the gene DDX41, whose product is annotated as DEAD-box helicase 41. Gene Ontology annotation, molecular function: RNA binding; RNA helicase activity; ATP binding. The transcript has 17 exons. Gene Ontology annotation, cellular component: spliceosomal complex. NCBI's taxonomy places the organism in Eukaryota, Metazoa, Chordata, Mammalia, Monotremata, Ornithorhynchidae. Bases 74 to 1936 code for a protein of 620 amino acids. The record is from RefSeq and is a predicted model, not a curated record. Gene Ontology annotation, biological process: mRNA splicing, via spliceosome.